Molecule: messenger RNA, 9024 nt
Organism: Cyclopterus lumpus (lumpfish)
Lineage: Eukaryota; Metazoa; Chordata; Actinopteri; Perciformes; Cyclopteridae
Gene: nfat5a
Product: nuclear factor of activated T cells 5a
Exons: 12
Coding region: 325-4782 (1485 amino acids)
Biological process (GO): cytokine production; regulation of transcription by RNA polymerase II; calcineurin-NFAT signaling cascade
Cellular component (GO): transcription regulator complex
Molecular function (GO): transcription factor binding; DNA-binding transcription factor activity, RNA polymerase II-specific; RNA polymerase II cis-regulatory region sequence-specific DNA binding
Source: RefSeq, a predicted model, not a curated record
GGGCGGCAGAAGGGGGAGGGGCUAGAAGGUGGGCCGACAACUGUGGGCAAGUGUGGUGUGUGCGUGCGUGUUUGUGUGUGUUCGUCUCAACGAAGCACGAAAUGUGUCUCCUCUCAGCAAAGACACACCAGAGUAACGGGAGACGUACUGAUCAACGGUUAUUUUAAUAUUCAAAGUUUUUUGAUUUUGUCGCCUUGAGACUGUGUCGAUGUUCCACUCUGUAUAUUAAAACAUUCCGCCUGUGAAACGCAAUAUUUAUUAGAGCUGCCGACUUCGUUUCUACCAAAGAGUGUCUGCUUCCCCUCCCCUCGAUGAAGCGCUGCGAUGCCCUCUGAUUUUAUAUCCCUCCUCAGCUCGGACCUCGACCUCAAUUCCCCCAAAUCUCUAUACUCAAAAGAGUCGGUAUAUGACCUCCUCCCCAAAGAGCUCCAGCUCCAGCUGUCGUCCACCCAGACAGACCCACCCACCAUGAGCCAGAAGAGUGGGGGAGAGGCGGGACCUCCCCCCUCUGCAGCCUUGGCUUCAGAUGCCACCUCUUCCACCUCCAGCCCCUCUGCCUCUUCAUCCAUGUCCAUGGGAGUCCCAUCCACUGGCUCCUCUACCUCAUCCUCAGACCAUCUCAAGGCUGCCCAGCAUCUCCACUCCACCGGAGGGGAUGGGGCUGGACCUUCAGAGAUUCCAGGUAUGGAGGGUGCUGUAUCUGCCCCCAGCAGAGGCAACAGUGGAGCAAACACUGCAACGGGAGACAUAGGGUCAGGAGUGUUGUCAGGGCUAGGGGUCCAGCAGCCUCAGAACACCCCAUCAAAACGGAGGCCUGUGUUGAGCAUAUCCCCGCCACCCGAGGACCUAUUUGACGACAGCCAGAUGUCCAGCCAAGACGAGCCCGCCAUAUCUGGUCCAACAGGUCCAGACUCCGAGCAUAGCAGCAGCAUGUGGGCUGAUGACUCCGUCUCCAACUUCAGCUUGACCAGCUCAUUCUCCUACAACGACAACACAGAGGUGCCACGCAAGUCUAGAAAACGCACCCCUCGCCAACGGCCUGGGCCCAAGCCUGCUCCUCCAGAGGACAGCAUGGAUGUGUUUGAUGCUGACAGCGCCAAGGCCCCUCACUUUGUCCUAUCUCAGCUGGGCACAGACAAGAACAGUCCUAUAGCCAGCUCUCUUGAAGCAGGACCUGCAGGGAAGGGUGGGUCACUGUCUACUCAGUACCCCCAGAGGAGUGAUGGGAAAGAGCUAAAGAUCCUGGUGCAGCCGGAGACCCAACACAGAGCGCGCUACUUGACCGAGGGCAGCAGAGGUUCUGUCAAAGACCGCACACAGCAGGGAUUCCCCACUGUCAAGUUGGAAGGCAUGAGUGAACCAGUUGUGCUGCAGGUGUUUGUAGCAAAUGAUGCAGGCAGAGUGAAGCCUCACGGUUUCUACCAGGCAUGCAGAGUGACAGGCCGCAACACCACUGCCUGCAAGGAGGUUGACAUAGAGGGUACCACUGUCAUUGAGAUUCCUCUGGAGCCCAGCAAUGACAUGACACUUGCGGUGGACCGUGUAGGAAUUUUGAAGCUGCGUAAUGCAGAUGUGGAGGCCCGUAUUGGUGUGGCAGGGUCCAAGAAGAAGAGCACUCGGGCCAGACUGGCCUUCAGAGUCAAUAUCCCCCAACCUGAUGGAUCCGUACUGACUCUACAGGUUGCCUCAUCAGCCAUCCUCUGCACCCAGCCAGCAGGAGUUCCAGAGAUCCUGAAGAAGAGUCUUCACAGCUACUCCGUGAGAGGAGGAGAGGAAGUUUUUAUCAUCGGAAAGAACUUCCUCAAAGGAACCAAAGUUGUUUUUCAGGAGAAUAUUGCAGAUGAUAAUUCCUGGCAGGCUGAGGCAAAGAUAGACAUGGACCUUUUCCACCAGAACCAUUUGAUAGUGACAGUCCCGCCAUUCCACAACCAGUCAGUCACUUCUCCUGUUUCUGUGGGGAUCUUCGUGAUGACUAAUGCUGGUAGAUCACAUGACGCCCAGCCCUUCACCUAUACUCCAGACUCAGCUGAUAACUCAAAUGUCCGGACAGUAAAAACAGAGGGGCCCUCCAUGGUCAAGACGUGUAUAUUUGAUGGCCAGAUCAAAUCUUUAUCAUCUGAGCAAACUGACAGCUCUGCUGCUCCUUCCAAACGGCAAGAGGACACACCAAUGGAAGUGUCUAGUAAUCCACCGUGCACUGAUGUCUUUAAGUCAUCCCCUGACCCUCAUGUCACGGUGCAGCAGACACUGGAGCUCAGCUCUAGUCCUAAUCCAGGUGGAGAGUCCUUUCAGAGCCCAAUGCCCCUCCAACCUGAAGAUGUGGAGCUUGCCCAGGCACCCCCUGUCUUCCCUAGCCUAGAGUCUCUCAGCGCCAUACAAAAACAGGACAUUGCCCCCCCGACCUCCUUUCCAGUGCCGGGCGAUACUACAAUCCCACCUGUGACACCCGAAGUCCCCCAGCAAUUCCUGCGAGAUCCUCAGGACAGCAUACCUCCUGAGAGUUCCAAUAAUAGUGGAGGGCUGGUAGUUGUGGCCAUGCCCCAGAUAGCAACUCCUUCUCAGCCCCAGCCCCAACAGUCACAGGUUCCCCUGUUCCCCCAAGAAGAGGUGGCCCAGCUGGAGAGGGCAGUGAGGGAGCUACAGGCUGGAGGUAACACCACAUUCCAGCAGGUGUUGGAGGCGGCUGUAGCCCAGCAGCAGCUCAACUCUGUGCUGUACAGCCCCACCCCCUCUGCAGACUCCCUUCAACAGCAUGUCCAGGAGAACAUGAAUAGCCUUAGAUUGGGAACCACAGAUAAUUCACUAUCAACACAGAGACAGCUACAGAUACAACAACAGCAACAGCAGCAACAUCAGCUACAGCAGCAACAUCAGCUACAGCAGCAACAGCAGCAACAGCAGAUACAGCAACAACAGCAGAUACAACAACAACAGAUACAACAACAGUUUCAACAGCAUCAACAACUGCAGCAACAACAGCAAAUCCUCGGUAACCUUCAGCAUCAACAGCAGCAACACAUACAGCAACAACAACAACAACAACAACAGCAGCAAGUUCUUGGCAACAUGCAGAUCCAACAGCAACUUAUAUUACAGCCACAAGACCAGCAGCAGCAAAUCAUGGAGAAUAUUCAACAGCAACAACAGUUGCAACAAAGUCAGACACAACAAGUCCUUAGCAACAUCCAACUUCAGGAUCAGCAACAACAAAAUCAAAUACUUAACAAUUUACAACAACAUCAGCUACAACAACAACAACAGCAACAACAGCAGCAGCAGCAAAAUCAAGCGUUGAGCAACUUGCAACAACUACAAGAGCAGCAGGUGUUGGAGAACUUGCAGCAGCACCUUCAGGCUGAGUUGCUUCAACCCCAAAUCCACUCCUCCCCCCAAGUACAGCAGCCAGUGUCCCUCCUUCAACAGGCUGGAGAGCUGCUCACCAUUCAGACCAGCUUCCCAACACAGCCUCCAUCCCACACAUCUCCCCCACAACAGCUCUUUCAUUCGCCCCGACCCCUGGCUGAGAACCAGGGCUCCCAACAGCAGGUCCAGGCUGCCCUGCUCCAGAAUACGCUGACUGUUCUGACUAGUGGCAGCCUCAACUCGGAGCAGCAGCCUACAGGGUCAACUCUAUACCUGUCCCCAAACCCUCAGCCCCAACAACAGCAGCUGGCAUUCAUCUCCUCAAUGGAGACAUCUAACGGUCAGCCCCAGUCUGUUGCAAUGUUUCAGAACCAACCCCAAGCUCAACUUUCCCAAAUGCAGCAACAGAGCACCCCCAUGGAGCAGCAGCAGUCUCCGCAACAGAGUCAACAACAGCCACCACAGCUUGCAAUGGGCCAGCAGAGCUCCUUGUUCCAAUGUAUCCCAAACCACUCACAGGCCAACCCUGUCCCUCAGGGCCAGCUUUCCCAACCCCAACAGACGGGUCUCCUCCUUUGCACCACAGAUCUUAAUCCCCAGGCUAUUCCCCCAACUAUUCUCUUCAGUACCCAGACCCAAGGCCCUUCACCUAUGGGGAGCAUCCGUGUUGGAAUCCAACAGCCAGACCCAGCAGAGCCCAUGUCCUUCCAAGACCAGAGCUCCUCAGGCAGCAACUCGACAUCCACUGAGAACCAACAGCAGAGCCUGUUCCAGGAACAGCAGCCAAUGCAAGUGGGCCCAAGUUCCAUCAGCAUCCAGAGCACUCAACCUGUGGAGCUGUUCUUGCCACAGACAUCUCUGUCUAGCCUGCAGAGCACUAUUGGCUCACAGGAGCUGAACAACCAGGCUCCAGUCCCUGGCACAACUAUCUUUGUGGUACAGGGGGGUGUGGGCGUGGUAGCCAACCCUGGCCAGCAGCCCCCGGAGCAGCUUUUCCAGACAACUGUGGGUGGGAAUGUGGCUCCACAAGGGCAGGCCAAUCUGUUUGUGUUUGGUAUCCAGAAUGACUCACCCCAGCUGCUCAGUUCCUCUGGACCCGCCCUGCCAGCUCAGGGCCAGCCCCAGAACUCCAGCCACAUGCAGCCUCUGUUGGACCAGCCCAUGGUCCAAGCUGCCUCCUCAAUGCCAACCACCAUGCACAGCAGCUUACAGAACACCCUUCAGGCACAAAUGCAGACCAGCCUACAGAAUGCAAUGCAGGCAAACCCACAAACUGCUCUGCAGUCCAGUUUGCAGGCAACCAUAGAAACAAGCCUGCCAACUCCAAUGCAGACCAAUCUACAGACGCAGAUACAGAACAGCUUACAGAAUCAAUUGCAGGCAUCAAUAUCUGCAUCGUCCAACAUGGAUAAAAUUUAGGACCUACUGGAAAGUCUACAGAAGCAAUGAUUAUUGAUUGGACCAUGUGGGCACUAUGGAGAGUGACUGACUGACUGAUAUGUAGCCGUGUAACAUCCCUACGUCAACAAACCCAACACUGGUGUGUGUGGGAUGUUUUGUGUCAAUGCCACACAACUUAGAAACUUUUAAGUAUGUAAGAUUUAAAUGCCCCUUUUACCUAAAACCUAAAUUAUGAGGUCAUGUAGCUCAGUUUUUAUGGAAUAUUUAUAAUUAAUUAUAGCCUUCAUACCAUCCAUUGUCCUUGAAUUGAAGAAUCCGCCUUUGUUAUUACCCCUCUUGCAGGAUCAGAGAGGCCUGUAAUAACUGCUUUAUCCAUCCCUCUCAGAAAUGCAGUGUUUUGUUGAGUGUUUUUAAUAAUGUGAACCUAAGAUGAUGAAGAUGAUGAUGAUGAUGAUAAACAACCUGCCAGGUUUGGUGGAAAAACUGGAAAGUGAUAAAGAAUGUCAGCGACAAGCAACCAGGGGAAUAGUAAUGUGAUGGAGAUGAGUCUGUACGAGCAGGCAGAGUAGAUAAAACCGCCAGAAGUGAAUAUCAGGUUGCACAUAAGUGUCCGAUAAAGGUGGAAUGUUAUUUUGUGAGUGGACAAACUCGCCGCCGUCACUUCACUCUGAGAAGAGGUCUGAGAUGUGUUUUGGUUUGUUCGUCAUGUCGAAAUGGGGGACAUUACCUGGCAUAAAAGCAGGGCUUGAAUAAUCAAUUUAAACUUUGGACAUGGAUAUGCAUACGUCAACGAUUUGACUAAAAUCUACUCUGAGAGUAAAGACUAUUAAAUUAUACAUUUGUAGAAUGUUUUGCCUCAAUCAUGUAUCGGUAUGAACCUGUGCCGACUCUUAUCAGGAGUGUUCAAAUAUUGGAUCAACUCCCAAAAACAAAUCGCACAUCAAAAUGGUGAUCAAUACAUUCUGGUGUUACAGAAAGAGGAGGAACUAUUAAACACUCACAAAUGAGAUCCCCUUGUGAAUAAUGUGACUUGCCUUUUGAUUUGGCACCUCCCAGUGUUUUCAUAGGUUACGGCCUCAUUACUGGGUUUGUAGAAGCUUUGUUGGUGAAAUUUUAAGAAGCAUUCAACUAUAUAAUGUGUGUGUCUUUUAUUGUUUUAAAGAAGUUGGUAUCACUUACCACUUUAAUGUGGAUAGAAAGAAACUUUCCACCAGUGAAAAUGGAGUGUUGUGUGGUUUUAUAAACAUUUUAUCUCAAGCACUUUAUAACCUCUAGCUAAUCCUUAUAUCUGUCCACCGCUCCCUUCUGACCCAGCUGAAUUUGUACUUGGAAACGUCCAGUUAAAAAAACCGAAAUAACACACAGCAGUCGUCUUCGUAAAGGUAAAUACAUCUUUACGGAGCAUUAAAAAAACAUUAUAUUCUAAUAUUUCUGAAUACGUAUGAGGUUUAGGACAACGUUGUAGAGAAUGUCUACACACUGUUGAAUUCCUCUUUGUAUCCAGUCUCAGUGGUCCAGUCCAGUCUGUCUAAACAAACAGCCAUUCCCACAACAGCAUUGUCAUUUUUCAGUGUUGGAGUGGUAAGAAGGCCUUUGUGUUUCUCACACUGACAAAACACCCCAAAUAUUUAUCGAUUAAUUUGGUCUGCAUUGAAAUGAAGGAUUUUUCAAAGUAUUUAUUUCUGUACUAUUUACUGUUACUGUCACUUGAGACUGUUUUACCUUGUGUUGUGUUAGAUAUUUUAGUUUUUGUCUCUGUGUUGGUACCGUGUGCUGGCCCUUGUGUUGUGAACAGGGGCCGACUGGUAGAUGAAGUCUCUGUUACAUAGAGGCUGCCAUUUUGGUUCUAUCUAUGGUGCUAGGUGCAGGAAGCCACAUUUCUUUCCUAGGAAGGUGAAGCCAUGACCUGCCCGUCUCUGUCUCAGAUUGGACACACUUGUUGCUUUCGUUUGGUUAGGUUCAGGCACGAGGAGUGAGAUUGGUUAGGAUAAGAACAUCAGGGUAGGGUCAUGCCUUUGCCAUCCUAAAAUAAAAAAUGUAAAAAAGAUACGCAGGAGUCGUGGGCUCUUCUGAUGUAUUUCUAGUGCAUAACAGUUUGUACUUAUAUCAAGAUUACUGAAAUAAAUUGUUAGUUUUGAAGCAGAGUUGCGUCCAGAGCUCGCUGUUGUGGGGUCAGACUGGAGUGCACCCAGGCAUACCAAAGCUCCUGUUGUAAAUCGCCGUCAUCUUGUCUCAUACGUGUCCUCGCAUAUGCCCUCAUAAUGUUUACUUGUUUGUACUUACUCAUUUAAGUUAUGCAGCUCUUUACGUGGAUAGUGGUUCAGCAUGUUGUUUAAGUACAAGUUUUAUAAAAAAUAUAUGUAAAGGUACUGCGUUUCAUGGAUCAGUUGACCUCAAUAACAUUUCCACCAAUUUGAUACAUUACUCUAUUUUUUUGAUGCAACAUAACACUGCUGUACGUUCCAUAUCUACAACAGUAGCCAAUUUGGCGUUAUCAGAAAGCCAAUUUCUGAGAAUUCAAAUGUUAGAAUAGUACUGCUCACAUAUGCAUUUGUUUGCAUUUUCAUAUUCAUACUAUUUUGUCCUGCAGCUAUUAGUGAUCCAUUUUAAAGUAACUUAUCUUUUUUAGAAUUUUGUAUCCAUGUAUCAAAAUAGAGUAUUUUUGUAAAACUAAACAUUUUAGUUUAUGCUCAUAGCAAAGAAUAUCAUUGCUGGUCUGUUUUCCUGAAAUGAAGCGCAGGUUUAUUGCGGUUAUUGUUAUUAUAAGUGUGCGACUGAAAUUAGAAUCAAGCAAAUGUGUUGGAUCUUAACUGUUUUAACAUCGACUUUACCCGACUUGUAUACCAUAAUACAUGGGCUAGGUUUUUCUUUUUUUGUGUGUGUGUGUGUCUUUUCUUUUUCAAAUGUCAUGCAUCUCAAACGGCACUUUGACUCAUCCAUUAACUGUAGAUCAGGUUUGAGCGCAGUAGUGAUGUUUCCAAGCAUUCCAUUCCUCUUGGGGAGUUUAAGAGCACAUGAUGUUGCGUAACACGUAAUGCCUCUUAAAGCCAUAGCAACACAGAAAGCCAACCUGUGACUUCAGUUUCAUGAAUGUAAAUUUUACCUCAUGAUGUGGACGUAGAGCUUGCUCUACAGCUAACAUCGAACCAAUUACAGUUUAUAGAACAUAUUUUGAGGAGGUGGGCGGAUUGGCACCAACUGUCAUCUGUAUCACUGUACAUGUGUCGGAUUGUUUUGUCUUGGAUUGUGGUGUAAUGUCAUGUUUUUCACAUCCAGUUUCAUGUUGAGCAAUCCAGGACGCUCAGUCUGACUCUUCAAAUAGCCACUUCCACCUGAAAAAAACAUGUGAAACAUUAAUUUAAUGGUGGUGAAGAUAGCACACAAAUCUUUACAAAAAUAUCAGUUUUGUCCUUGAGUCAUGUAAACGAAUAUCCAUGUAUAUUUAAAUGUGAAAUAUACUGCAGGGGUAUCUUGAACUUCAAUUGUGAUGCUUUCAACAGAACUGUGUGUGCCUUGAUAACUUAACUGUUACUCUGUUGUGUUUACUGGUGUCCCUUUCAUGUCAUUGCCAUUUGGCUCCCUGUCCUUUUGUCUUCACUAGGACUGUUGAACAUCGGAACAAUUUUCAGUGAUCGGUGAAUUGUUAUUUCUAAACAAGCAUAACCCAUACAGAUAUAUUUUAAUUUCACAUUUUCUCUUUGGAAAUCCAUUCCAGGAUAUCAGUAUGUACUCUCAACAUAAUAUUGCGCAGCGUCACAAGUGAAUUGUCAACUUGUCCGUUACUUUUUGUUGAAAAUGUUUUUCAUGCCUCCUGAGAUUUGUGUAUGAAGUAAAAGGGACGAGACCAUGGAGAUUGUUUUUAUGGGAGAGCUUUCGUGUGUUGAUGUGCUUGUCAACAUUACUAUUGUUGCUGUGAAAUGCUUGAAAAGGAGCAAUCAUGAUAAAUUAACUGUUAAUUGCCAAUAGUGUGAGCUGUAUCUUGUGUGUAAUCAGUUUGCUCACUUUUCCUAGUUUGCUUUUUCUAUUCACAUUCUCCAACGGUUCUGUUGUAUCCGUUCUGUGUAGCUUGAGCUUUAGUAUCUGGCCUUAAGACUGCAGUCGGGAUAAAGGUCAACCCCAGUGUGUUAUCAUACAUCUGAACUAUUAUUAAUAUGUACUUUGCCUUGGUCUGGACAUUUGUAUACUCUUCGUUUAUCUGUAAUCCUGCUGCUACAUUAAAUGAAUUAAUAAAAAUGUAAACGUCUUGAUUUGCUCCUUUAA